AAGGCGAAUUUCCACGAGAAUAUUUUUAAUUUACAACCAAGAAUAAUAGGCUAGAUGCUUUCAUACGUUACGUUUUUGUGUCUAAACUACAAGACCCAGAAACGCCAAUGACUAUUCCGGUAUUUUCUAGAAUGUGUGAUGACGACGUUUUACUGCGACUCAACUAGACACAACCCUCGACUAAGCUUCACUGUCUGAACCGACGUGGACGCGAUAACGUUACCCAUUCACUUAAGUAAUCAGCUCAAAAUGAUCACAUAAAUGACUUUGCAACCGCGGAAAACAAUGGCGGUAAAUGAACGGAGCGACAACAAAUAAACGGCAUACAGAACAUUUGAGCUUCUUAUCUUGCUCCCAUCGCCCCGCUCUCCGUCCGGCCCUCCGCCGUGCAGUCUAGCUUGAAGCUCAGUGCAUCAGCACCCCAGUCAGAUGAGCAGCGAAUUGGGAUUUCUGCCUGCGAUGUAUCCAUUCCCAUGUCUUACCAGCAUGCCACAAACGUCGGGGUUCAACAUCAGCCCCGCGAGCACUUCUCACCCACUGCUGGCUCUACCUCCUGCCAACACGAGCUGGGAGAGACGUUGCCUAAGGAAGCACAGGAGAAGAUCAGAUGACGAAGGAUGCAGUGCCAAGCGAAGGAGACUGACAGUGGGAAGUGACCCUGGAGACUCCAGCCCCAGCAUGUGUCAGAACUGGCCCCCAGGGUCACCAGGCCCAGCCUGCCCUCUGCCCGGGCCAGCCAGCCCUGCCCCGCCCCAGCCCUGCCCGGCCCCGGCCCUCCUACUGCAGGGCCUGGCAGGGGUGCCUCGCCCCCCGCCCCGCCAGGACACGGAGGGCUUCCACAUGGAGGUGGAGGCUGCCCAAAGGAGACUGCAGGAGAUUGAAGAAAGGAUAACCCUGGAGGACGAUGAUGAUGACGAGGACCUGGACCUUGACUCUCUGCCCAGGCGGCCGGUGCUGGUGAUGUCAGACAGCCUGAAGUUGGGGCUGCAGCGCAGCAUUACAGACCUCCUCCCCCACACGGUGGCACAGUCUGUGAGCCAGUCGUGCAUGGAGCUGGUGGUGUGGCGCCCCCCGGAAGACACCCUCUCCCGCAGGUUCAGGGGCACCUUGCAGAGGCAGCGCAAGCAGCAGCAGCAAGCAGGCAGCCGGCCGGCCCCGGCCCCCAGCCCCCCUCCCAGCCCCCCCGCCCCCCUCACACCCACAGCCCCCCCUAGGGAGCCCUACCCCCCCCCGGGGGGCAGCUCUGGAGAAGAGGACAUGGAGCUGUAGAGGCCGUCGCCCUGACGCCGUGAGCUUCAUCCUGGAACGAAUGGGUUGGACGUUGCUACGUUACUGUUGCCAGGGGGACAGCUUUAGACCAAGGCCCGGUUGCUGGUCGGUGUGUCGGUGGUGUUGGGUUCCUGGUUUUGUGCUCCUUUGGCCAAAAUGUAUGCCAUAGUUGUGUUGUUCCAGAGGGGUGCGUUUUAGGGCACGACAUUCUAACUCGGAUCCAGACGGGUGCGUUUUAGGGCAUGACAUUCUAACUCGGAUCCAGACGGGUGCGUUUUAGGGCACGACAUUCUAACUCGGAUCCAGACGGGUGCGUUUUAGGGCAUGACAUUCUAACUCGGAUCCAGAGGGGUGCGUUUUAGGGCACAACAUUCUAACUCGGAUCCAGAGGGGUGCGUUUUAGGGCACGACAUCGAGAAGGGACCCACCUUUUUUCUCCAGCUAUGUCUGUGUUGACAGUCAGUACCAGUACAUGUUUAAGAUUUCAGACUUUCCAACGGACUGUGUGACCUUGCCAUAGCCUUAAUGUCCUUGAAGGAAACAGACACUUAGCAAAUGUUAUGUGUUCAUAUCGCCAUUUCCUCAUAAUUACACAACAUGUAGGAGUAGUGGUUUGUAUUCAGACUUUGGUGUCAGGAGACAAAUGAAACG
Hypomesus transpacificus is the source of this 1920-nucleotide messenger RNA. RefSeq names its product coiled-coil domain containing 117 (gene ccdc117). NCBI's taxonomy places the organism in Eukaryota, Metazoa, Chordata, Actinopteri, Osmeriformes, Osmeridae. The coding region runs from base 430 to 1269 and encodes 279 amino acids. The transcript is spliced from 6 exons. The record is from RefSeq and is a predicted model, not a curated record.